Mus musculus (house mouse) is the source of this 3100-nucleotide messenger RNA. It is a transcript of the gene Cercam, whose product is annotated as cerebral endothelial cell adhesion molecule. NCBI's taxonomy places the organism in Eukaryota, Metazoa, Chordata, Mammalia, Rodentia, Muridae. The coding region runs from base 644 to 2215 and encodes 523 amino acids. The transcript has 14 exons. Gene Ontology annotation, cellular component: endoplasmic reticulum lumen. Gene Ontology annotation, molecular function: identical protein binding. The record is from RefSeq and is a predicted model, not a curated record.
CCAGCGUAAUCGACCGGAGGACUCUGCCAGCCGACACGGGUCACCCGCAGAGGAUACGGAAAGAGGCGAGGAUGAGGAUGGCGGCGCCGGUGGCAAGGACUUUUGUCCCCUCUUUGCAUGCCAGUCUGGGGCCACAAUGAUCGUUCUGGGACCUGCCGGCUGCUCAGGGGUUCUCCCAGCGUGGACCUCGUCUCUGUAGAGCCCGGAGCUCAACCACAGAUGUCCAGCCACAAUUCUCGGUUGGCCGCAGACUCGUACAAGAAUUGCGUUUGGACAAUCAGUGGCGAAGCCCCUGAGUUCAGGGCCCCGGUCCCCCUCUGGGUUCUGCCUGGCUCCUUAAAAGCGCACACCAGAUCUCGGGAGCUGCGUAUCGGAAUACCUCGCAGAAGCUCGGCAAUCGCAGCCCGUCCCGCGGACCAUUGGCCUGGAAAGAGUCCAACAGGAAGCUGUGACCAAAGCCAGGGUAGAGAUCUGAGUCCAGUGUCCAGCCCCCGGGAGACUGUUCAUCAUCAGGGCCGGAGCCUGCGGAGGUGAUGCGAGGUCGCGGAAGUGGCCAGAUCAGCUGCACUCAGUCCUCUCCCCCAAGCUUGGGCUUGCUCUCCAACUCAUCGCGUCAUCUGCUGGGUGUGCCACAGAUCACAACAUGGACAACACCACAGGGAUGCUCCGGGAAUGGCUGGCUGCUGUGGGUCGGGACUAUGCGACUGUCGUCUGGAAGCCUGAGGAGGAGGCCAGGUCCUACCCAGAUGAACAGGGUCCCAAGCACUGGACCAAAGAACGGCAUCAGUUUUUGAUGGAGCUGAGGCAGGAAGCACUGGCCUUUGCCAGGGACUGGGGAGCUGACUACAUCCUGUUCGCAGAUACAGACAACAUUCUUACUAACAACCAGACACUGAAGCUUCUCAUAGAUCGGCAGCUGCCGGUGGUGGCCCCGAUGCUGGACUCUCAGACCUAUUAUUCCAACUUUUGGUGUGGGAUCACUCCACAGGGCUACUAUCGCCGCACGGCUGAAUACUUCCCUACUAAGAACCGCCAGCGCCAGGGCUGCUUCCGGGUCCCUAUGGUCCACUCUACCUUCCUGCUGUCCUUGCAGACUGAGGAAACAGCCCGGCUUGCCUUCUACCCUCCUCAUCCCAACUACAGUUGGCCUUUUGAUGACAUCAUUGUCUUUGCCUAUGCCUGCCAGGCUGCUGGGGUCUCGAUGCAUGUGUGCAAUGACCAUCGUUACGGGUACAUGAAUGUGGUAGUGAAGCCCCACCAGAGCCUGGAGGAAGAGAAGACGAACUUUAUCCACCUCAUUUUGGAAGCACUAGUGGAUGGGCCCCCCAUGCUGGCCUCAGCUCAUGUAUCUCGGCCCCCAAAGAAGCUCAGCAAAAUGGGGUUUGAUGAAGUCUUUGUCAUCAGCCUGGCCCGCAGACCCCAGCGCCGGGCUCGAAUGCUGAGCUCUCUCUGGGAGAUGGAGAUAUCUGCCCAGGUGGUAGAUGCUGUAGAUGGCAGGACACUCAACAGCAGUAUCCUCAAACAUCUCGGUGUGGACCUGCUCCCUGGCUACCAAGACCCCUAUUCAGGCCACACACUGACCAAGGGUGAGGUGGGCUGCUUCCUCAGCCACUACUCCAUCUGGGAAGAGGUGGUUGCCAGGGGCCUGGCCCGGGUCGUGGUGUUUGAGGAUGACGUACGCUUCAAGGACAACUUCCGGAGGCGGCUAGAACGGCUGAUGGAGGACGUGCUGAUUCAGAAGCUGUCAUGGGACUUGAUCUACCUUGGCCGGAAGCAGGUGAACCCUGAGGAGGAAGUGGCUGUGGAGGGGCUGCCUGGUCUCGUGGUGGCCGGGUAUUCCUACUGGACACUUGCGUACACCUUGAGCCUGGCAGGCGCUCGCAAACUGUUAGCAUCCCAGCCCCUGCAUCGCAUGCUACCUGUGGAUGAAUUCCUGCCUGUCAUGUUUGAUCGCCACCCAAAUGACCAGUACAAAGCAUACUUCUGGCCUCGGGACCUCCAAGCCUUCUCAGCUAGGCCUCUGCUUGCCUCCCCCACCCACUAUUCGGGAGACGCCGAGUGGCUCAGUGACACAGAGACAUCCUCCCCCUGGGACGAUGACAGUGGUCGCCUCAUUAGCCAGACUGGCUCUCAAAAGGCCCUUCGUGGCCCCCACCUGCACCUGACUGGCAGCAGUGGACACAGCCUCCAUCCUCACCACAGGGAUGAACUGUAGGUGAAGCUGGACCUAGAAGAGGACCAGUCCACGGCCCGGGCUUCCCUUCUCAGCUCUCUCCUCCUCCCUCCUCCUGCUUCUCUCCCAUCCCCAACCCACCUCUUGUCUACUUCUCUCUGAUUUCUCUAGCUUUGUCUCUGUCUUGUCUCUGUAUCUGCCUCUCUACCUGUCUGUCUCUCUCCAUAGCUGUUGACAUCUCUACAUCUGAUUUUCCUUUUCUUUCUCUUGCCCCCUUGACCGCUAGCCCAUGAGGUCCAAGUGGGAAUCCAAAUGAGCGAUGAGAGGGGAGAGGAAGAGGUGACAGCCAGCAGAAAUCUGACUGUUAUUUUGGGCUCAGCUAGUUUUCUGUCCUCUGGACUCAUUCCAAGGGAGGAGAAGCACUCAGAGACAGAGUCCACUCCUGAAGGUCUCAGAGUGAAGACACUAAGACCCCCAAGACUUUUUUUUUUUUUUUUUUUUUGUGACAGGGUUUUUCUGUGUAGCCCUGGCUGUCCUGGAACUCACUUUGUACACCAGGCUGGACUUGAACUCAGAAAUCCGCCUGCCUCUGCCUCCCAAGUGCUGGGAUUAAAGGCGUGCACCACCACUGCCUGGCUACCCCAAGACUCUUGACUCUGCUUGCAAAUUUAGAGCCAGUGGGCUCAGGGACAGGGAGGCCUCAGCCUUUGGGGUUUCAAGCUGGCUGGAGCCCAGAGUCCUGCCCUCUGAGGACCCAACUACUUUGCCUCCAUCUACCUCCGCCUUGGUGAUUCCCUCCCUGCCUCACAUCUGGGGCCCAUUAGCACCCUCUUUCCUGGUUGGUGGAAAGUGCAAGAAGAUGGGAGGCAUACCUGGUGCUCAACACGCAGUAGGCCUUCAAUAAAAGCCACUUGCAUUAGCAUUUUA